This is a messenger RNA of Drosophila busckii, 679 nucleotides long. RefSeq names its product B9 domain-containing protein 2 (gene B9d2). Gene Ontology annotation, biological process: cilium assembly. The transcript has 3 exons. The record is from RefSeq and is a predicted model, not a curated record. NCBI's taxonomy places the organism in Eukaryota, Metazoa, Arthropoda, Insecta, Diptera, Drosophilidae. Gene Ontology annotation, cellular component: MKS complex. The coding region runs from base 129 to 662 and encodes 177 amino acids.
UGAAGAGUUGCCAUGGCAACCAAAAUGUUUUGCUUUGACAACGCUGAAAAAAUUUUACAACCAAAACAAAAAGUGAGCGACAAUAGACAGCGCGUCUUGUGAAUUUAUAAUAUAACAUAAAACAAUUGAUGGCGGAAGUGCAUAUAAUUGGCCAAAUAUUGAAAGCAGUUGAUUUCGAAGAGCCGCAUUUGUUUUGCAAGUGGAAUUUACUUAGCGGCAGCUCCUGGCGUUUGGUGCAGGGCGAGAUACAGGGUCAGACGGCUGUGUGCAGCCAUCGGCUACAGAACUGCGCAGACUUCUCACAGCCAUUGGACGUCCAUCUGAGUGCGGCGGCCAUUCAAGGCUGGCCACGUCUGCUGGUGGAGGUCUAUACGGUGAAUUUGCUGCAGCAGUGCUGGCCCGUGGGUUACGGCUUUGCGCAUAUGCCUGCAACAGCCGGACAGCAUCGCUUGGAGAUUAAUACUUGGAAAAUAGCGCCCAAUAGCUGGUGGCAGCGCAUUAAGGAAAACUUUGGCGGCGGCGGCGCAGCGCUAAGCAAAACGGAUUUGCUUUACUCGGGCGUGGAGCGCUACAAAUUGCGGACACGCAGCUCGGGCAAAAUUAUUGUGGAACUUAAUCAAAUAUUCCGCAGAUUUGAAGAUUACGGUGUGGAGUUUAAAUAAUGCGUUUAGUAUUAAUA